UGACGCCUCAACGUAAUCACGUUCCCAUGAACGCAUUGAUCGGCAAAAGAUAGCUAGCCUUUUGCCUCACACCAGAAGAAAAUGGACACGAUAGGAUUGAGGCAGUAACAAGAGAAUGAGAAUUAUCAUUGAAAUAGAUUCAUAUAGAUUUGCUGUUAUUCUUAGCUCAGUGAGUUAAAUUCACGGACAUUUUGUUUUACUAGCUACAAGAAUAAACAUUGUAACGUGAGCAAGCUUUAGCCUACUGGCUAACGUACAGGCCUACGCAGCGUUAGCAUACCACCAGUAUGUAUCCCUCCUGGGGAAAUUAUGGCGGUGGCCAUCACCAGCCGCCUCCCCAGUCACAUUUUGGUGUAAGACCGCCGCAUUUACGGGGACCGCCACCGACUGGAGGGGGAUUCGGUGGGUUUGGGGUGUCUACAACCGCCCCGGCCCAGUCCAACUUUUCCAGUCUGCGGGAGCAACAUCUUCAGCAAAUGCAACAGUUGCAGCAGCUUCACCAAAAGCAGCUUCAAUCGGUGCUGCAUCACAACAAUGGACCGUAUAACGCUCCUCCACCGGGAACUUGGCAGGGCAGCAGCCCAGGAUUUUCGAACAUGGGUCCCGGCGGUUCCAGUGCUCCUUCUCCAUCCAGUUUUCAAGAACAUCAGCCCAUGAGGGCUGCGCCGGGGGGCCCACCACAGCAACCACCUCCUCCACAGCCAGUACAGGAGGCGCAAGCCGAAGGGCAGCACCCGCCACCUGAACCGGCACCGCCGACCGUACCUCAAAACGGUUCUAGCAUGGCACCAUCACAAACAAGCAAUCAAGAGGUAGCAAUACCAAAUCAACUGGACGAGUUCAUGCAACCAGGCGAUGAGAAACCAGACUUUUCCUCGAUGUCAUUGCAGGAACAGCAACAGUACUGGUACAAACAGCACCUCCAGAAUUUACAGAGGUUGAAAAAUGAAAAGGCACAACAAAAUAAAACUCAAGGGGACAGUCAUCCACCCACUCCCAGUCUAAAUCCUGUUGCCCCACCUCCUCCAGUGGAGCCCCCUAACAAUGCCCCACCACCACCUCCUCCUACAGAAGAGCCUCCACCCCCACCACCACCUGAUGACUCUAAGCCCAGUGUCAUCUCUGCAUCGGGGGACCCUGUGGAAGCUGCGCGCCUUCAGCAAUUGCAAGCUGCAGCUGCGCAGUGGCAACAGACGCAGCAGCAGCGAGCGGGAUUCCAGUACCAGGCUCUUAUGCAGCAACACGCCCAGCUGCAACGGAUCCUGCAGCAGUACCAGCAAUUCAUUCAACAGCCUGCUCAUCUACAGACCAUGCCCCUGGACAUGCAGUUGAGGCAUUAUGAGAUGCAACACCAGCAGUUUGCCCCCGUGUACCAGGAAUGGGAUCGGCAGUUCCGCCUGUGGCAGGAGCAGUUUCAGACUUACCCGCAUAAGGACCAGCUCCAAGACUAUGAGUGCCAGUGGAAGCAGUGGCAGGAGCAGAUGAAGUCUACCUCUGCCCACCUGCAGGAGCGAGUCACCACACUCCGGGCCAUGCAGAGCCAGUAUGGCAGCACCCCCUACGGGGGAAUGAUGGGUAUGGGGCAGUACGGGCAGUAUCGCCCCCCGGUUCCAGAUGCCCAAAUGCCAUCAUCUCACGCGGCAACCCCUCAAGUUCCCCCUCUGAAGGUGGAGCCCUCCCCUCCUUCAGCACCGAUGGCACAGGCCACCCGACCCCCAAUGCCCCCAGGGCCAGGGCAACAGGGUCCUCAGGGGCCUCCCAGCUCUCAGGGUCCUCAGGGGCCUCCCGGUUCUCAGGGGCCUCAGGGGCCUGUCGGCUCUCAGGGUCCUCAGGGACCUCCCGGUUCUCAGGGGCCUCAGGGGCCUAUCGGCUCUCAGGGUCCUCAGGCACCUCACAACUCUCAUGGCCCUCAGGGGCCUCCUGGCUCUCAGGGUCCUCAGGGGCCUAUUGGCUCUCAGGGUCCUCAGGCACCUCACAACUCUCAUGGCCCUCAGGGGCCUCCUGGCUCUCAGGGUCCUCAGGGGCCUAUUGGCUCUCAGGGUCCUCAGGCACCUCACAACUCUCAUGGCCCUCAGGGGCUUCACGGCUCUCAGGGGCCUCAGGGGCUUCACGGCUCUCAGGGGCCACGGGGGCCUCACAAUUCUAAGGGUCUUCUGGGACCUUAUGGCUCUCAGGGACCUCACGGCCCUCAGGGCCCCACCACUGUUCCACGCGCACCAACUCCUGCCACCACCGAACCACAUACUACACCCUCCACAGUCCCUGGGCCUGCACCUCCCAUCACAUCUGCCCCUCAGGGGGCUUAUCCUGCCGCUGGACCCCAGUUUCGAGGGUUUAGGCCCUCAGGACCACAAUCACCCUUUGAUGGCCCGAGAGGACUGAGGUUUGAAGGACCCAGAGGAAAUGGUUUCCAAAGGUUUCAGCCGCCACCCGGGUUUAAUGCAUCGCAGCAAUUUGAGCCACGUCAGAGGUUUGAUCAGCCACCAAGAGGAAACCAGCCCACCCACUUUGGAGCUCCAGGAAGGUUUCAGCCUCCACAAAGGCCUGGUGCCCCUUCCCGUUUUGAGAGACCUCCUGGGCCCCAGCCACCUCCCAGAUUCACCCCGCCUCCUAAACCUGAUCCUGCAACAGAGAGUACGCAAUCGAUGGGAAAAGCUGCCACACCUGCAGACCCUCAGGGUAAAGACAAGCCUGAGACCCCUAAAACACAGGUAGAUGAUAAAGCACCUCCCAAAAAUAUUGCUUCCCAAGGAGUCAUGGCCGAUGACAUCCUCGAAUCAGGAAAUGGGUUUUUCAUUCAAAGCGACCCCAUUCCCCAGACCACUGUCAAGACCGAUGCACAAGACAAACCUGAAGACCAGAGCAAGGAAGUGGUUGACAAACCCGAACCCACACCAGAGGCAACUAAGACGCCUGUGUCCACCGAGCCUCCUGUCCCACAGAAACAGCCUCCAGCCAUUGGCAACAAGAACUCCUUAAACCAAGCCAAGCCACCUGUGAACAAUAGUGUUGGGCCACCUCACAAGCCCCAUCCUCCACCUGGGCUGACGGUGCCUCCGCCAAGAGCUGACAUGCCUGAGCCUCCGCCCACGUUCCAUCACCAGGACCAGAUGAGGAUUCCGCCUAUGCCUCGCGGGAGGGGACGGGGCCAGAUGCCGCCUCCCCCAGGCAGGGGUCGGGGACGGGGCUUCCCUGGGGGACCGAUGGGGCCCCCACGCGGGUUCAACUCUGGGCCUAAUCCACAGGCGGAGGGGAUGGAGUACGACUACAUGCCCCCACAUGAGGACAUGAUGCAAGGAGAGGAGGAGCCGUAUGAGUGGCAUGAUCCACCUUUAGAUGGGCCGGCUGGGAUUCAUGGGAGGAGGCCACCACCACCUCCGGAGGAUGAGAUGUGGGGUGGGGAGGAGGAGGAGCCCUACCAAGAAGAGUAUUAUGAAGAGCCUGAGAUGCAAGGCCCACCUCCUGGGCAAGUAGCCCUGGAGCCCACUGGAAGGGAGGGGCAUUGGGAGGAACCUGAGCCGGAGUACUGGGAAGAAGAGGGAGAUCCAUACUGGAGAGAGAGGAGGCCCCCAGUACGCCACGGGCCCCCAUUCGCCCACGAAGAGCACCGACGCCCUCCCCCUCCGCAUGGUUUUAGGCACCCUGGUCCUAGGAGGCCCCCAUUCCCUCACAAGGAAAUGGAGCAUGACCCGUGUGGGCCGCCCCUUCAUCACGAUGUCAUGGAACAUGAUCCCAUGGGCCCGCCCCUGCACCGUGACCACGGACCCCCUCGGGGGCCACCAUUGCAUCCAGACAUGAGGGAGAGAGACAUGAGGCGCCCGCCUCCUCCUCCGCGAGAAAUGAUGGAGAGGGACCUUAGGGGACCACCUCCUUACCGCCGUGACCCAAUGGAUGGGGACCCAGGAUGGCCCCGGCCCCCACCCCCGCCCCACGAAAGGGAGCCAAGGCGACCACCGCUUCCUCAUGAAAUCCUGGACAGGCGCAGGCCUCCCAUAGGUCAUGAUGUCAUGCGCCGUGGGCCGCCUCCCCAUGAUGGCCCGGACAGGGACAUGGAGCGAGAAAUGUAUGAGCAGGGUUAUGAGGAGGAGUUUAGGCCCGAAGAUGCGGAGUACCGGAGGCCCCCUCAUGAUUACCGACCCCGGGAUUACGAGCAGGAGGAUGAAUACUACCCCCCUCAGGGUGAAUGGGAAGGUGAGCACCGGGGCUACCCCCCGUACCCUCCACGAGGGCCCAUGGACCGUUUCAGAGACGAGCAGUGGUCUGGGGAGCGGAAGAGACUAUAUCCUUAUGAGGAUGAGCGUUGUGAGAGGGGAGAGAUGAGGGUGCGGGAGUACCCAGAUGAGCCCCAUUACCUACGAGAAGAUGCACCGUACCCACCCCCACCAGAUUGGGAGAGGCCGCUGCCAGAGAGGAGCUUCGCACCCAAUGUGGAAGAGCGAAGGCCCUCGUACGAAGCCCACACGGACCUCCCUGCAGAGCCGCCACCACCCACUGCCCCAGCACCAACCACUAACCUGACGGAAACUCCACCCCUGGACCAGGCUUCCCCUGGAACUGGGAAAGGAAUUCUGGCUCUUUCUCAAAGGCAGCAUGAGAUCAUCUUGAAAGCUGCCCAGGAGCUCAAAAUGAUCAGAGAACUCCAAGAAAAUAAAAACGCUAUGGGCGACUUCCUUAAACCCGAGACCACAGAACCGCAGCCUGAGAUCCCACCAGGUCUACUGGGAUUGGAGAUUCCUCCAGAAGUAAGGAGCGCCCUCCAGGCCACCAACCUCCUUUCUGAGGUUGGGCAGGCCCCUGCAGGUACUGUUGGAGCAUGGGAUGCGGGAGCCCCUCUUCCUGCUUCAGACUCUGGUUUCUCAAUGAUGCAAGCUUCUGCGAUGGAGGGCAAGCGGCCAGCAGCGUCUGCCCCCCCGAAGCCUACCAUCAUCCCAAAGACGGUGGACUACGGCCAUGGCCAUGACAUCGGAUCGACGGUAGAACGGAUCUCAUAUGGCGAAAGGAUCGUGUUGAGGCCUGACCCGCUUCCCUCCGAGAGGUCAUAUGAGAAAGAACCUCUUGGCCCGAGAGAUCCGUAUGAGAGAGACCCUUAUUACGACAGACGGCCGGACCCAUACAUGGACCGCCGUGACUAUGGCAGGGAGCGAGACCGAGAUCUGUACAGGGACAAGCCGCCCAUGGAUUACGAGCGAGAGCGCUAUGAGAGGGACCGCUACCUAAGAGAUGAGAGGCUGCCCCCCGGGCCCCCACCCCGCCCAGGCGUCUACAGGGAGAGGGAGAUGCGGAACAGUCGAGACCGUGAGCGAGAGGGUCGGAGCAGCCGGGAUAGGGAGGAGCACUACGGCAGGCCCGGAUUCGACCGGCCACCGUACGACCGAGGGCCUGAGCGCCCCAGUUAUGACCACGGCCCCGCACCCUACGGAAAUGACAGAAGGCCUUACCCUGAAGACCGACACCCUGUACCUGCUCCGUCAUUGCCGCCACCACCGCCCCCUGCCCCUCCAAGGGUUGAGAAGAAACCAGAGAUGAAGAACGUGGACGACAUUUUGAAAAUGCCAGGCAGAGAGAGCCGGCCAGAGAGGAUUGUUAUUAUAAUGCGGGGACUGCCAGGGAGUGGUAAAAGCCACGUGGCAAAACUGAUCCGGGACAAGGAAGUGGAGUGUGGUGGGGCACCUCCUCGAGUCCUUGGGCUUGAUGAUUACUUCAUGACGGAGAUUGAAAGGGUAGAGAAGGACCCUGAAACGGGAAAACGAGUUAAAAGCAAGGCUUUGGAAUAUGAAUACGAACCGGAGAUGGAAGAAACGUAUCGCAACAGUAUGCUGAAGACCUUUCGGAAAACUCUGGAUGAUGGGUUUUUCCCUUUCAUCAUCAUCGAUGCGAUUAAUGACCGAGUUAAAUACUUUGAUCAGUUCUGGAGUGCUGCCAAAACCAAAGGGUUUGAGGUGUACUUGGCUGAAAUCACUGCUGACAACCAGACUUGUGCAAAGAGAAAUGUCCAUGGACGGAAGAUAAAGGAUAUUGCGAAGAUGUCCAGUAACUGGGAGGCAUCUCCUCGUCACAUGGUGCGAUUGGAUAUAAGGUCCUUGCUGCAAGAUGCUGCCAUAGAGGAGGUGGAGAUGGAGGAUUUUAACCCUUCCGAGGAGGAGCAGAAGACUGAGUCAAAGGAAGGUCCAACAGAGGAGGAGGAAGGGGAUCUGGGUUACAUUCCAAAAAGCAAAUGGGAGAUGGACACUUCUGAGGCUAAACUGGACAAGCUUGACGGACUGGUGAGUGGCGGAAAGAGAAAGCGAGACGCAGACAGCGCGGCUGGCAUGGAGGACUUCCUGCAGCUCCCCGACGACUACGCCACUCGGUUGUCAGAACCAGGGAAGAAGAGGGUGCGGUGGGCGGAUCUAGAAGAGAAAAAAGACGCCGAUAGAAAGCGCGCUAUCGGUUUUGUAGUCGGCCAGACGGACUGGGAGAAAAUCACAGACGAGAGCGGACAACUUGCUCAAAGAGCCCUCAAUCGUACAAAAUAUUUCUAAGAAGAAUAUUUCGCGGAAUGGUCUGUCUCCUAAAUGAGAUACCUGAAGGUGAAAACGUAACCCCGGGCUCAUAGAAAGAGGGAAAAAAAGCUUUUGUUUAAAAUAGGUUUUAUUUCCAUCAUCGUGUUCAUGGACAACCUGCAAAGAUGAUCUUCGUCGUCUUCGGUUAUUCCCAGAUUAAGUUGUUUUAUUUCCUGCUAUGUUGAAAAUUCUUGUGCUCGUGAUCCAGCCAGCAUCCUCAACCUCUGCUAGGUGUGCUUGCAUAUUUUUUUAUACCCCAAUGUACUGUUAGCCUGUGCGCACAGUUGAUUGUUUUAACUUUAAAAGGAAACAAUAAAAGUUUCACAAGAAUCUUCCAGACACGCUCAUGUGAGUGGUCAUGUGGUUAUCA
Messenger RNA from Conger conger (European conger), 6912 nucleotides. RefSeq names its product YLP motif containing 1 (gene ylpm1). Gene Ontology annotation, biological process: regulation of telomere maintenance. The transcript is spliced from 21 exons. The record is from RefSeq and is a predicted model, not a curated record. Gene Ontology annotation, cellular component: nucleus. NCBI's taxonomy places the organism in Eukaryota, Metazoa, Chordata, Actinopteri, Anguilliformes, Congridae. Bases 288 to 6521 code for a protein of 2077 amino acids.